Adineta steineri is the source of this 759-nucleotide messenger RNA. The record is from the annotation of a GenBank genome assembly. NCBI's taxonomy places the organism in Eukaryota, Metazoa, Rotifera, Eurotatoria, Adinetida, Adinetidae.
GAAUCCGUUCAAGAAAAAGGCGAAUCCGUGUCCAGGAUAUCCUACGUAAAAUCUGACUAAAUAUCUUGAAAUAUCAAUGUUUUCUAGAUUAAGAUAGUUCAAGUGAUUAUAUUUACAUUUGAUUUACACUGAUAAGAUCAUAAUACACUAUGUUAGAAAAAGAUUAAGAAUAGAUUUCAUAUCUUGAAAUUCAAAUAAAACAACUUUUGAUAGAAGCUUUGAUAAAACUAUUCACUGUAUCACGAACAUACGAUACAGAAUAGGUGAUAUACAAAGAAAAAUCGAAAAUUUUGUGAUUUUUCUGAUGUACAAGUCAUGAUUGAAAUAUUUUGUUUUAUUUUCUAGGUUGUUGCAAAUAUGACAUUAACAGAUCAGAAUGUCCUUGAAAUCAACUGUGGCAGAGGUGCUGGUGCUGCAUGGUGUGUUCAUACUCAUGCAUCUCACUCUUAUAUUGGAAUAGAUCCUUCUCAAGAUGUCAUUAAUCUAUGCCAACGACUUUAUUCGACAAUUCCUCGACUUUUUUUCGUAGUAGCUGAUGCAACAAAACAUUUACCAUUUGAAAAUGAGUCAAUUGAUAUUAUUCUUUGUAUUGAAGCAACGCAUGCUUUUGGCGAACCAGUAGCAAUCGCACAGUUUGUCAAUGGAGUCGUUCGUGUACUUCGUCUAAAUGGAUAUCUUCUAUGGUGUGAUUUUUGUUACAUGAAUGGAUCAGAUACAUCAAUUUAUGAUCUAAUAGCAAAUGAUGAAUUAAUUAUUUAA